This is a messenger RNA of Pseudomassariella vexata, 1317 nucleotides long. RefSeq names its product Clr5 domain-containing protein. Lineage: Eukaryota; Fungi; Ascomycota; Sordariomycetes; Amphisphaeriales; Pseudomassariaceae. The transcript has 2 exons. The record is from RefSeq and is a predicted model, not a curated record. The coding region runs from base 1 to 1317 and encodes 438 amino acids.
AUGGUGCCGCCAAAAGUCAGGUGGGCGACGUCCAACGACUGGGCAGCGGUUCGGGACAUCGUGACGGAGCUCUAUGCAUGGGAGGGAAUGUCAUUGCAGGCUUUAAUGCAAUGGAUGCGGGAGAAUCAUAACUUCCAUGCAACUGCCAAGAUGUACAAGUACCGGUUCAAGAUAUGGGGGGUACGUAAAAAUUUUAAGAGUAGCGAGAUUGAUGAGCUCCUUGCGAACAACUCCCAUGAACAUGUACAGGCUCACUCAAGAUGUCAACCAGCCAGGGACGGACGCAUCAUCUCAGCAUCCCAUGACAAGGAACCACCAGGGCGCCUCGUUCCAUAUCCAUCACAUCUUGCAACACCAGACUGUCUUCGAAUACCGGAGGAAUGCAUACGCUUCUCCCGAGACUAUAUCGACUCCAGGGUCUGGCAGUACAGCAUAGACAAGAAUGCAUUUCUACGAGAAUGGUACGGCACUUUCGCAAGAGGCGAAUCUCUCCUCGCAGCGGGAAUGGUCCAAGACGCGUUUUCCCACUUUCAGCGCGGCUUUUCGCAGACAGCCGAUGGCGUUGCGGGCCAGGAUCCUUCUUUCUUCGUAUGGAUGUACUCGGCAGCCAUGACACUAUUCGAGUCCGCGCCAGAAGUCGCCAAGUCACUCAUCACCUACACAGCACAUAUGUGUCGCGUUACGCACGGUCCCCAUCAUCCUCUCUCGCUCCUCCUGUCUCGCAUGAAUCGGAUGGACAUACAUGAGCUGGUAAAGGGUGCCAGGCAAGUGCUAGAAUCGUAUUUCCAGUAUCUGGAGUCGAGCUUAGAUUCAGCUAAGGAGUGUGACUUAAAUGCCACGCUUGUCAUUCUACAAGUCCGCACAACCGAUCUUCUGGUGCUCCGAGGCUUGUUAGAUAUGCAAGUUGCGGACGAGCUAUUCCAACGAAAUCUUGGAAAGAUACGGUGUCUACCUCGCGCCACAUUCCAUCUUCUGAAGCCCAUCCAACGGUACGUCGCCAGCGCACACGAGGAAAGUGUCCAGCUUAUCAUGUCUCCCGAGCAACUCUUUGCACGUUUUGCUUCAGGCGAAAUUUUGUCAUACUCUGAGUCUCUGGCAUGGUGCAAUCUUGUACCGCUGGUGAAGAAUGAUAACCAAUUGGCGCCCAGUCAUGUUUCCAUGCUAUUAGACCAAUUCGCGUCUACUACCGCAAUCUUCAACAGUAACGGUUAUGGGAACUAUUUAGGGAAAGACUUCUACAGCGGCUUCGAGCGGAAGAUGUCUCAAAUGGGUUGCAAUCGGAAUGGAAAAUGGAAGAGAUCGGGCUUCUGGCUAUGA